Molecule: messenger RNA, 3486 nt
Organism: Belonocnema kinseyi
Lineage: Eukaryota; Metazoa; Arthropoda; Insecta; Hymenoptera; Cynipidae
Gene: CaMKII
Product: calcium/calmodulin-dependent protein kinase type II alpha chain
Exons: 19
Coding region: 485-2395 (636 amino acids)
Biological process (GO): protein phosphorylation
Cellular component (GO): cytoplasm; neuron projection
Molecular function (GO): ATP binding; calcium/calmodulin-dependent protein kinase activity; calmodulin binding
Source: RefSeq, a predicted model, not a curated record
CUCGAAGCCUAUCCGCUGCAGAUCGGUGGUGGUAUCACCUGUUUUCGGGAACUCGAACGGGUGCAGUGAGACUCGCUCGCGAAGACGACGCGCCGAUAUCGACGACAAGAACGACAUUUAGCCCUUGGUGGUGGAUUCAUCCUUAGUUCUAAAUUUAAACGCGUCACGAUAUCCCCUCGGGUGAUUGGCGCUAGGUUGGCUGCGCGGCGCGUUGCGGCGCGGUGUCGACUACGCGAGUCAGUCGACGUUCCGCCGGCGAGCAGUGCGGACGGCAGUUCGAAAAUCUUGUCACCAUCGCGAAUUAUCGUCACUGGCGCGUCCGUGAUACGAGCCACCGGUGCGAGGGACAGGCGCCACGUCCACCAGCUCUUUAUUGAUCGGAAUUAGCCUGCGAACUUAUCGCCCUAACUUUCAUCGGCGCGCUCUAGUAGUGGCCCGCUUAUUCGGUAGUGUAUCGUAAAUACGCGAGGUGCUACUAUCCGGAAUGGCUGCCCCAGCAGCUUGCACGCGGUUCAGUGACAACUACGACCUCAAGGAGGAACUCGGCAAAGGGGCUUUCUCCGUUGUUCGACGAUGCGUUCAGAAGAGUUCAGGUCUCGAGUUUGCGGCAAAAAUUAUCAAUACAAAAAAGCUCUCCUCUAGAGAUUUUCAAAAACUCGAAAGGGAAGCUCGAAUAUGUAGGAAACUUCAGCAUCCAAAUAUUGGUAAGUGCUCUCUCGUGAGAUUACAUGACAGCAUACAAGAAGAAAACUUCCACUACCUCGUCUUCGACUUAGUUACUGGCGGAGAACUAUUUGAGGAUAUUGUCGCUCGAGAAUUCUACAGUGAAGCAGAUGCGUCGCACUGCAUUCAACAAAUCCUGGAAAGUGUUCAUCACUGUCAUCACAAUGGAGUAGUACACAGGGAUCUUAAGCCCGAAAAUUUGCUCCUCGCCAGUAAAGCAAAGGGUGCGGCUGUGAAAUUAGCAGAUUUUGGACUUGCAAUAGAAGUUCAAGGUGACGCACAGGCAUGGUAUGGUUUCGCCGGAACGCCCGGUUACCUCAGUCCGGAGGUUCUGAAAAAAGAACCUUACGGAAAACCAGUAGAUAUUUGGGCAUGUGGCGUAAUCCUUUAUAUUCUAUUGGUUGGUUACCCUCCAUUUUGGGACGAGGACCAGCAUCGAUUAUAUGCACAGAUCAAGUCAGGAUCAUAUGAUUACCCCACACCAGAAUGGGACACCGUGACACCAGAAGCAAAGAACCUCAUCAAUCAGAUGCUCACAGUGAACCCCAGCAAAAGAAUCACCGCUAGUGAAGCCCUCAAGCACCCAUGGAUCUGCCAACGAGAACGUGUUGCAUCCGUCGUACACAGACAAGAGACUGUGGACUGCUUGAAGAAGUUUAAUGCGAGGCGCAAACUAAAGGGCGCUAUUUUGACCACGAUGCUGGCAACGCGGAACUUUUCCAGUAAGUAUGAUACACAUGGUCGAAGUAUCAUCACAAAGAAGGGUGACGGCUCUCAAGUCAAGGAGUCAACCGACAGCAGUACGACGCUCGAAGAUGAUGACGUGAAAGAGGAUAAGAAAAGCGGCGUCGAUCGGAGCAGCACAGUCAUAGCCAAAGAACCCGAAGGCUACGGCUCUCAGGGUACACCGCCGAAUAGUCCUGCAGCCACAUCAGUAUUCUCCAGGUUAUUGGGAUCAGCAACGGGAAAUAAGCAAGCCCCAGGUUCGGGGAAUCCCUUAGGAAUCGCCGCGGUGCUCCUUCAGGGCGCACAAGCUGGCAAUGGCAGUGGCAGUGGCUCCAGCCACAGUAGCAGCAGCAACAGCCAGAACAGCCAGACUGGCACUUCGCCUUCCACAGCAUCGACGAUCUGCCUUACCACCCAGAACAACGCACGACGUCACAGCGCCUCAGGCACCGAUCCCGAUGGUCGACUUCCGGCUGCAGGAGACACGAUUCAGCUGGAGAGCGAUCAUUAUGAAGGAGAAGACGCUCGUCGUCAAGAAAUCAUUAAGAUGACUGAACAACUGAUUGAGAGCAUCAAUACCGGUGACUUCGAGGCGUACACAAAAAUCUGUGAUCCUCAUCUGACAGCAUUCGAGCCUGAGGCUCUAGGUAAUUUAGUCGAGGGAAUGGAAUUUCACAAGUUUUACUUUGAUAAUGCAGUAUUAGGGAAGAACUGCAAGGCCGUGAAUACGACGAUCCUCAAUCCUCAUGUUCAUCUCCUUGGCGAAGAUGCUGCCUGCAUCGCUUAUGUCAGACUUACCCAGUAUAUGGACAAACAAGGUGUGGCGCAUACUCAGCAGAGCGAGGAAAGCCGCGUUUGGCACAAGAGAGACAAUAAAUGGCAGAACGUGCACUUCCAUCGGAGCGCGGUGACGGGUCCGUCUCCGUUUUCCUUCAACCACAAAUAAGAUCCUCCCAAAGGAUUCAAGAGAGCAACAAAAGCAACAGUUACCGUACCAAACUUUGUUGUCCCACUGGUGAUUUUAGUACUAAGCGCGAUACCGAUUCCAAUGGUCGCCGGUACUCGCUCCAGUAUCUGCUUAGCGCUCGACUAAGACGUGGUGGAAAAAAAGAAGAUAGAAAAAAAACAGAGAAAAAAGCGGUGAAGAAGCACAAGGAGAAAGGGAAGCAACCAAGUAGAGAAUCUAGCUCUCCGUCGAAAAAUCCCCGGAUUCAGAAUUCCAAUCUUCAUAAUUUCCCAGGAUGGUCCAGGAACAUUUUUCCGAUGGUAUUUUCCAACGAGCGUUAAGACUCCUAUAAUCUGCUUAGUUAGUAACAAAUUUGCGUAGAGAGUCGCUUGAUCUUCGCUCCGUUCGAGCCUUACAAUCGACCCAAGACUGCUAAACGGUAAGGGCCAGCAUUUCAGUCUCUAUUUAAGCAACGGAUCCUACAAUCUUCGAAAAACACCGGCUACGCCACUAAUCUCCCUUCACGAUUAGAGAUCAUCUUGAGAAGAAAUAUCUUACGCACUACUUCGCUUUUCGACCGAUGACAUUGGACAGAAUUGCACCAGGAAAAUCCGAAUUUGCGUUGCACCUCCCACUUGAAUUCAUUCAUAUGGCACGCAGUGGGACAAGCCAGGGUACCGGUCAUAAUUAAGGUUCGGUAGCCGAACCGAGUCAGUGCUCGGGAAGUAGCCAGGCGUGGGUAUGACGGAUUCCGUCUCUCUUUCGUUGCGGUUCCUGCGCGUCAUCCCCACUCCUUGCUUCUUGCCGUUCGCUCAUUCGGUUCUACUUUCCGAGCCCUUAGUUUGGAUCCGAUUUAGACGCUCUUUUUUUAAAAGUAAGGCUGAUUAAGUUCUGUAAAGUCCUCGGGACGAUUUGAAAACUUCUGUGUUUACAAGAAAUUGGAACGAAAUAAAUUGAAACCAAUUUCUCUCGACUAUAAUUGCUGCAAUUCGAUAUUUGAGAUUUUAUUAGUUGGAAGAGGCCUGACGGGACUAUUUUUCAAUCAAAUUAAUGUUUUGCUGAGUUGGAAAAGGCAGCAAGAUUUUUCAAAA